ACACUUGAGUAAACCUUAAAGUCGGUUAAGGGCUUGAUAAAAACGUUUACCAGCUGUUAGUAGUUUAGCUAGUUAUAAGAGGAUGCUCAUGGGACUAUGCCGGGCUAUGCUAACCGAGCUAAUUUACCAGCAGGCGUGUUGGGAGGAAACGGUUGGUCAAGAUUUCAUCCUAAAAAUACACAGAAGAAGAAGAAGGACUUAAUACCGUUAGCUUAACACACUUACCAAAGUCUCUGAACUUGGACGAUAGCUGGCUCCUCUUCCACCUGAAAUUUGGUGUUUAAGUUAACUAAACGUGGGUAUAAAUCAACUUUUACAACAUUCCUCCCGUAGUCGUUGUCGCGGUUCCCUUUGCAGGUAAUGUUAUCCUUUCCAAAAAGAUAGAGAAGCUGUUAGCUAACUGUUAGCUUGACGAUGCAUUCGGUUUGCUGGGGGCUUAUUGUACUUGCAAGCAGCAUCGGAGAGUUUGUUGCUUAGUCUGGCGGCUGCUUUGUGUCCUCGGCUGUGUAUCAUCCUCCUCUGGGCUGUAGCGGAUUUUGAAAAGCGCCCGAUAGAGGAAGGGGCGGUGACCGAGAGCCUGCGAGGGCCUGACUGGCCACAGUUCAUUCUCGUCAGGAGGAGAGCUCAGCCGGAUUGCUUCACAGUUUCAAGAUUGAAACAAGGAAAAGGAAACUCACUGUUUGGACAGCGGGGCAGAUUUUGCAGAAGAGAAAUAAUUACACCUGAGGCAGCAAUGAAGAGAGCUGUGUUAUUUCUGAUCACUGUGUAUGUCUCAGUCCCUCUCGUUCUCUACCUCUUUCCCUGGACACUGGGCCAUGCCAUAUUUUCUCACUUGUUGAGGUUUCCACUCUUUGUGGAUCUUGGCCGACCUGAAGAUGUGCUGAACCACACAUGCAACUUCUACCUCGACAUAGAGGAGGGUGUCUCAGUGGGUGUCUGGCAUACACUCCCUGCCAGCCAAUGGGAGGAGGCUGUGGGGAGAAGCCCUAAGUGGUACCGGGAGACUCUGGGAGACGGCCGUCCUGUUAUUAUCUAUCUUCAUGGCAACGUAGGGACCAGGGCCUUGAAUCACAGAGUUGAACUGAUGAAGAUUUUAAGUGCUGCAGGGUAUCAUGUCUUAUCUCUAGACUACAGAGGUUUUGGAGACUCCACUGGGGAGCCAAGUGAAGCUGGAUUGACCAGUGAUGCCCUCUACCUGUACAACUGGGUAAAGAAACAAAGCAGAGGGGGUGUUGUCUGUCUGUGGGGACACUCGCUUGGCUCUGGGGUUGCGACCAAUACUGCAGUGAAAGUACAAGAGCAAGGGUCUGUUGUUGAUGCUCUAAUCCUUGAAGCUCCAUACACAAGGAUUGGAGAAGUUGUAGCCAUCCACCCGCUCACUAAGAUGUACAUGUUCCUUCCAGGAUUUGAGAGCUUGCUUUGGAACAUAUUGGAGAUGAACAACAUUGUAUUUGCUAACGAUAAAAAUUUACAGGCCUUGACCAGUCCACUUCUUAUUCUGCAUGCAGAGGAUGACAAUAUAAUACCUUAUCACAUGGGUCUAAAGCUGUACCAGAUAUCACUGCAGGCUAAGAAGAAAUAUAACACAAAUGUUCGGGUUGAAAUGAUCUCCUACAGUGCAAAUCUUGCAUUCUCCCACCGCAACAUCUACUUAGAUCCCAAUCUGUCAAAUGUUGUUGGGAAAUUUCUUCAAAACCUGAGACAGUAGAUUGGCUCUCCCUCCUGCAGUCUUCAUUUUGCUGUGUGUGUGUGUGAAUAAAAAUGGAAACACAAGCAUUUUCA
This is a messenger RNA of Micropterus dolomieu (smallmouth bass), 1782 nucleotides long. RefSeq names its product lysophosphatidylserine lipase ABHD12-like. Gene Ontology annotation, cellular component: endoplasmic reticulum membrane. Bases 734 to 1708 code for a protein of 324 amino acids. The transcript is spliced from 13 exons. Gene Ontology annotation, biological process: phosphatidylserine catabolic process; monoacylglycerol catabolic process. NCBI's taxonomy places the organism in Eukaryota, Metazoa, Chordata, Actinopteri, Centrarchiformes, Centrarchidae. Gene Ontology annotation, molecular function: phosphatidylcholine lysophospholipase A1 activity; monoacylglycerol lipase activity. The record is from RefSeq and is a predicted model, not a curated record.